Molecule: messenger RNA, 1576 nt
Organism: Zychaea mexicana
Lineage: Eukaryota; Fungi; Mucoromycota; Mucoromycetes; Mucorales; Lichtheimiaceae
Exons: 4
Coding region: 404-1576 (390 amino acids)
Biological process (GO): fungal-type cell wall organization
Cellular component (GO): plasma membrane; fungal-type cell wall
Source: RefSeq, a predicted model, not a curated record
CCGAGGGAUGGUAGCGUUCUUAUAGCAAACAUGUACACUUUUGGCUUUGUUCCUCGCCGGUUAAAACUCGAACUUUCGACCACACCUCUCCAAUAAUUGAACUGGUUGGUAGAUUACAGCCUUUUUAUUGCAUAGUAGCCUUAAUUGGAGAGGAAAGACAUGUUUGUUUAUAUAGUGACACUGUGUACUUCGAAUACAUCACUUGCGUUCGUUGGCUCUCAAACAUAUUAUGCAAACAAAAUGUCUAUUUGAUCCAACCAACAAGAAUUUAGCGAUUCAUCAAACAAAAGCGACAUAAAAAGAAUUUACAUUGUAAAUCGAUGACAAUUCAGCUCUUUUUCCCUAAUUAUAUAUCUCACUCUCACACCUCUUUUACCUAAAAGAAAUAAAGACUAAGCCUUUAAUGAAAGGAUUCACCUCCGCCCUACUCUUUGUGUUUGCGGCAGCUACAACGGUGUCAGCCGGUUGUAGCGGCGACAUCAAGGUCACUUCUCAAGGCGAUCUUGAUGCCAUCCAAACGUGCAAAACGUACCAAGGCGGCAUAACAAUCGAAAACGUCGGCACGAACAAACUUACCGUGAAAGGCAUCCAGUCGCUGAAAGGCGAUCUGAUUGUCAAGGACAACAAUGCGUUGACGUCGCUCACUUUGGACAGCCUGCAAGUCAUCGACGGUCAGAUGAAAUUGGACAAUAACAAGAUCCUCAGCAGAUUCGAGCCCAAAGCUCUAAUUGGCGUGCGCAGCUUUGAAGCGGCAGUCCAACCAGCACUAUCCUCAAUUGCGUUCCCAGCAGGCCUGUCGCAAGCGGAUCGAUUUAUGGUGUCAGACACAACCGCAGCCCGUAUCGAUGGCUUAAAGAUGGACAAGGUAUCCAACUUAAUCAUCGAUAACAACAUAUAUCUGAAAUCCGUCGAUUUGAGUAACUUGACGGAUAUCGGCGAUACUUUGACCGUUUCUGCUAACUCGCCCAGCCUCAACUUGGAUCUCCACAGUCUAGGCGGUGUGAAACACGGAUCGUUCCGUAACCUGGCAGGUGUCAACUUGGAUGGACUCAAGCAUGUCUCUGGUGAUAUCUCGUUUAUUUCCAACACAUUCGGCAAGCUUGGUUUGAAGGAGAUAUCCGAAAUCGACGGCACCUUGACAAUCACCAACAACAAUCAGUUAUCGGAGCUGGCACUCCCAAAGCUUCGUCGGCUUGGUGGCGCUUUAUCCGUCGGCCAUAACACACAGCUGGGAACAAUCGAAGCGUUUCCUAACUUGGAAGAAGUAGAUGGCACAUUGGACAUCGUCGGCACGUUUGAUGAAGUCAAGCUACCCAAGUUAUCUGAUGUCCGAGGCGGUCUUAACGUACAAACUUCCAGCAGUAAAUUCUCGUGCAACGAUAUGAGCAAGUUGAAGAAUGGCGUCAUCAAAGGCAACUCCUUCCUAUGCAAGGCAUCGGUAGCUAAACCAAAAUCAGGAAUGAAAGGCGGUGCUGGCGGUGGACUGGAUGACAUGGAAGGAACAGCCGGCUCAAUCCAACUGGCUUGGUUUGUUGUCACAACAAUGAGCUUGAUGGGUACUUGGUUCUUGUUGUAA